AUGCAGGAGGUGGAGGAUGAUGAGGAGGUGGAGAAAGAUGAUGAUGAGGAGGAGGAGGUGGAGGUGGAUGAUGAUAAGAAUGAUGAUGAGGAGGUGGAGGAUGAUGAUAAGGAGGAUGAUGAUGAUGUUGAGAAGGAUGAUGAUGAUAAGAAUGAUGAUGAGGAGGUGGAGGAUGAUGAUGAUAAGAAUGAUGAGGAGGUGGAGGAUGAUGAUAAGAAUGAUGAUGAGGAGGAGGAUGACGAUGAUAAGGAGGAGGAGAAGGAGGAUGAUGAUGAGGAGGUGGAUGAUGAUGAUGAGGAGGUGGAUGAUGAUGAUGAUAAGAAUGAUGAUGAGGAGAAGGAUGACGAUGAUAAGGAGGAUGAUGAUGAGGAGGAGGAGAAGAAGAAAGAGAAGAAUGAUGAUGGAGGGAUUUUUGAAACAGUGGAAAAUGAACCAAUUAAUGUUGAAGAAUUAGCUUUCAAAUUUGCAGUCACCAACAUUAACAGAAACCGAACACUGAUGCCUAAUACCACACUAACCUAUGACAUCCAAAGAAUUAACCUUUUUGAUAGCUUUGAGGCUUCCAGAAGAGCUUGUGACCAGCUUGCUCUUGGCGUGUCAGCGUUGUUUGGUCCAUCCCAUAGCUCUUCAGUCAGCGCAGUACAAUCUAUUUGCAAUGCCCUGGAGGUUCCUCACCUACAAACACGCUGGAAACACCCAUCCGUGGACAACAAAGACUCAUUUUUUAUCAACCUUCAUCCUGAUUAUGCAGCAAUCAGUAAAGCAGUUUUGGAUCUGGUCCUUCACUACAACUGGAAAACAGUAACGGUUGUGUAUGAAGACAGUACAGGUUUAAUUCGUCUGCAAGAACUCAUCAAAGCCCCAUCAAGAUACAACAUCAAAAUCAAAAUCCGCCAAUUACCUUCAGGAAAUAAAGAUGCACGGCCUUUGCUCAAAGAAAUGAAAAAAGCCAAGGAAUUUUAUGUGAUUUUUGAUUGCUCACAUGAAACUGCAGCAGAAAUCCUAAAGCAGAUUCUUUCAAUGGGUAUGAUGACAGAAUAUUAUCACUACUUUUUUACAACAAUGGACUUGUUUGCAUUAGACCUGGAACCGUACAGGUACAGUGGAGUAAAUAUGACUGGGUUUCGUUUGCUGAAUAUUGAAAAUCCUCAGGUGUCAUCUGUGGUAGAUAAAUGGUCUAUGGAACGUCUGCAGGCACCACCAAAGCCUGAGACUGGUCUUCUUGACGGCAUGAUGACAACAAAUGCGGCCUUGAUGUAUGAUGCUGUUUACAUGGUCGCGGUCGCCACUCAACGAGCCUCACAAAUGACUGUUAGCUCACUGCAGUGUCACAGACACAAGCCUUGGAGAUUUGGUCCUCGUUUUAUGAACCUCAUAAAAGAGGCACGAUGGGAUGGCUUGACAGGUCGGAUCACCUUCAAUAAAACAGAUGGUUUGAGAAGAGAUUUUGAUUUGGAUAUCAUUAGUCUCAAGGAAGAUGGCAUGGAAAAGGCCGCUGGGGAAACAUCAAAUAAUUUAAAUAAAGUUUGGAAGAAGAUUGGAGUCUGGAAUUCAAACCUUGGAUUAAACAUGACAGAUAAUUUAAAAGACAAAUCCACUAACAUAACAGAUUCCUUGGCUAACCGGACGCUUAUUGUAACCACUAUACUUGAGGAUCCCUACGUUAUGUAUAAAAAGUCAGACAAGCCUCUGACUGGAAAUGAUCGAUUUGAGGGAUAUUGUUUGGAUCUAUUAAAAGAGCUGUCUAACAUAUUAGGUUUUAUCUACGAAGUAAGACUGGUAGUUGAUGGUAAAUAUGGAGCACAAAAUGAUAAAGGCGAAUGGAAUGGCAUGGUUCGGGAACUCAUUGACCACAAAGCGGAUCUGGCUGUUGCGCCCCUUACUAUUACGUAUGUCAGGGAGAAAGUUAUAGAUUUCUCCAAGCCAUUCAUGACACUUGGUAUCAGCAUCUUGUAUCGGAAGCCAAAUGGUACCAACCCUGGAGUAUUUUCAUUCCUUAACCCUCUUUCUCCUGACAUUUGGAUGUAUGUUUUACUUGCCUGCCUUGGAGUUAGUUGUGUUUUGUUUGUCAUUGCAAGGUUCACACCUUAUGAGUGGUAUAAUCCACACCCAUGCAACCCAGACUCGGAUGUGGUGGAAAACAAUUUUACUUUGCUAAAUAGUUUCUGGUUUGGAGUUGGAGCUCUCAUGCAGCAAGGAUCAGAGCUAAUGCCAAAAGCUCUUUCUACCAGAAUAGUGGGAGGAAUAUGGUGGUUUUUUACCUUGAUCAUUAUAUCUUCCUACACUGCAAACCUGGCUGCCUUCCUUACUGUAGAAAGAAUGGAAUCCCCAAUUGAUUCAGCAGAUGAUUUAGCUAAACAAACAAAAAUAGAAUAUGGGGCAGUAAGAGAUGGAUCAACAAUGACUUUUUUUAAGAAAUCCAAAAUUUCAACCUACGAAAAAAUGUGGGCGUUUAUGAGCAGCAGGCAGCAGACGGCACUGGUGAAAAACAACGAUGAGGGAAUUCAAAGGGUGCUCACAACUGACUAUGCUCUCCUAAUGGAGUCAACCAGCAUUGAGUUUGUUACUCAAAGAAACUGUAACCUCACCCAGAUUGGAGGGCUUAUUGACUCCAAAGGUUAUGGUGUUGGGACACCUAUUGGAUCUCCGUACAGAGAUAAAAUUACCAUUGCUAUCCUGCAGUUGCAAGAGGAAGGAAAAUUACAUAUGAUGAAAGAGAAAUGGUGGCGAGGGAACGGCUGUCCGGAAGAAGACAGUAAAGAAGCCAGUGCCCUAGGAGUGGAAAACAUUGGCGGUAUCUUUAUAGUACUUGCUGCAGGGCUCGUUCUUUCAGUCUUUGUAGCAAUAGGAGAAUUCAUAUAUAAGUCCAGGAAAAACAGUGACAUAGAGCAGGCCUUUUGUUUCUUUUAUGGAAUGCAAUGUAAACCAACUCACCCAUCCAAUUCUACCUCGGGAACUACUAUAUCUACGGAAUUAGACUGUGGCAAAUUAAUCCGAGAAGAAAGAGGCAUUCGAACACAGCCCUCUAUUCACACUGUGUAGUCAGUAAAAGUGUCUUUCCUUUAAUGCAAUAAUGGAAGAACUUGGAAUAUCGCUCAAGCACCCUAAAAAAUUAAAGAAAAAAACAAAAGUAAAGGGGCGG
This is a messenger RNA of Bombina bombina (fire-bellied toad), 3142 nucleotides long. RefSeq names its product glutamate ionotropic receptor kainate type subunit 1 (gene GRIK1). Gene Ontology annotation, molecular function: kainate selective glutamate receptor activity; transmitter-gated monoatomic ion channel activity involved in regulation of postsynaptic membrane potential. The record is from RefSeq and is a predicted model, not a curated record. Bases 1 to 3042 code for a protein of 1013 amino acids. Gene Ontology annotation, cellular component: presynaptic membrane; kainate selective glutamate receptor complex; plasma membrane. Gene Ontology annotation, biological process: modulation of chemical synaptic transmission; synaptic transmission, glutamatergic; monoatomic ion transport. NCBI's taxonomy places the organism in Eukaryota, Metazoa, Chordata, Amphibia, Anura, Bombinatoridae. The transcript is spliced from 19 exons.